Molecule: messenger RNA, 1095 nt
Organism: Aureobasidium melanogenum CBS 110374
Lineage: Eukaryota; Fungi; Ascomycota; Dothideomycetes; Dothideales; Saccotheciaceae
Product: Metallo-dependent hydrolase
Exons: 2
Coding region: 1-1095 (364 amino acids)
Biological process (GO): inosine biosynthetic process; adenosine catabolic process
Molecular function (GO): adenosine deaminase activity
Source: RefSeq, a predicted model, not a curated record
AUGUCGCAACCGCCCGAUGUCAAUUUUGCUCGAGGGUUGCCCAAAGUCGAACUCCAUGCUCAUCUAACAGGUAGCAUUAGUAGACAGUGUCUGCACACGAUAUGGCUGAGGAAGAAAACCAAAGAUCAUUCGUUCGCUUUAGAAGACCCAUUGACAGCUAUACCGAGGGCCGCGGGUGGUGAGAUCAAUGUUUCCAGCUUCUUUCCGAUCUUUGACAAGUAUAUCUACGCUUUGGUCUCUGAUCCAGAGAGCAUACAACAUGCGACCACAUCCGUCUUAGAAGACUUUCAGGAAGACGGCGUUCGCUAUUUAGAGCUUCGAACCACGCCUCGCGCUAUACCAGAUGCCGGGAUAAGUAAGGAAGACUAUGUCGCCAUUGUCUUGAAAGCUAUGGACGACUUCAGAGCAUCGGUGAAGGAGAAUAUUGCAGGUGCACCUCCUUACGACAAGCUACAUGCAAAACUCAUACUGUCUGUUGAUCGCAAAAACUCACUUGAAGAAGCCAUGGAAGUCGUGCGUCUGGCUCUAAAGUACAGUCAUCUUGGUGUCGUUGGUGUAGACCUGUGUGGCAACCCCACUCGCAAACCGAUCUCUCACCUACAGCCAGCGUUUGCAGAAGCUCGAGCCCAAGGACUCGGUAUCACGUUGCACUUUGCAGAGAUUGCUCAAGAGGACCCCAGCGAACUGGAAGAAAUGUUAUCCUGGCAACCGCAAAGACUAGGCCAUGUCAUCCACGUACCCGAAGAACUACGAAAAGUCAUCAGAGAGAAGAAGAUAGGACUCGAGCUGUGCCUAAGCUGCAACGUCCUCUGUGGCCUAAGUCAAGGCGGAUUUGGCGCUCAUCACUUCGGCGAAUGGCGGGAUUUUGGUGUACCUAUCGCUCUGUCUACCGAUGAUGUGGGCAUUUUCGAGUCAACGCUGAGCAACGAGUAUAUGCUUGCAGCACUGAAUUUUGAUCUUGACAGCACGCAAGUUGUGGAGCUCUGCAGAGGUGCUGUGGAUACUAUAUUUGGCGGACAAGCUGAGAAGGAGAGGAUUUCGGCUCUGCUUGUGGGAUAUUGGUCGUCUGCUUGUGUUGGGAAUCUUCGACCGUAG